UUGACUUAUGCAAAUCUGGAGACUUUUGAGAAAUCUAGUAAGCCUUCCCCAGCUCACACUCUCAUACUCAGAGACUCAAAGGCGGUGGUGGUGAUGAAGCUUUUUCUUCUUCCUGGUUUUGCUUGAUCUUCAUGUGAGUCACAUAAGAUUUGAGUGGCUCUAGUGUAAGCUUUAGGUGUCAAACAAUGCUGGGUCGGUCCACAUUUUCCAGAACCGGAAACUUCCGGCCUGAGAAUCUGGGCCCCAAUGCGGUUGCUUUGAUCGGAAACCUGUGCUUCACGUUUUUCGUGUUUGGGGUACUAAUCUUCACCAUUAUUGCCGCCACUUAUGAACCUGAAGACCCUUUGUUUCACCCAUCAACCAAGAUCAGCAGUUUCCUCACAUCCAAAUCCAAUGCCACUUUCAAAUCCGAUGACACUGAGGCCAAGACCGGCGAGAAUUUCCUGGCUCCCAAUCAAACCGAGUUUGAGAGCUUCAUCAAUGCAACUGAUGUUGCUGACAUGAAGUCGGCUGCGACCGUUGCGGUGGAAGAGGCUAGAGAGGCUGAAGUGGUGCCCGGCUCCGAUUGUGAGGGUCCCAUUGAUUGCAGGGACACCGAGGUGUUCCAUUUGAUGAUGACAGCUGCUAUAGAAAAGUUUAAGGAUAUACAUUUUUACAAAUUUGGGAAAGCAGUUCGGGGUGAGAAUGAUACCACUUGUGAUAUGGCUUGGAGGUAUAGGCCUAAGGAAGGGAAGACUGCUUCAUUGUACAAGGACUAUAGGAGGUUUAGUAUUUUGAGGUCUAAUUGUAGUCCGAGUGUGGCUGAUAUUGGAGAAUACCAUACAGGAGUAAAUGCUAGGAAGAAGAAGAGGAAUCAGAGACACGGGGUUCAGAAGACGGGUGGGAAGCAAGAAGAGGGGAAGAUAUUCCCAGUUUAUGGGGAACAGGUGAAUGAUAAUCUUCCGGUGGUGGAAUCUGAGGGUUCAUUUAGCCAUGGUAAGUACUUGAUUUAUGUGGGUGGUGGAGACAGGUGCAAGAGCAUGAACCAAUACUUGUGGAGUUUUUUGUGUGCUUUAGGUGAAGCUCAAUACCUGAACCGGACUUUGGUUAUGGAUUUGAGUAUUUGUCUCUCGUCCAUUUACACUAAAUCAAAUCAAGAUGAGGAAGGGAAAGAUUUCAGGUUUUACUUUGAUUUCGAGCAUUUAAGUGAGUCAGCAUCUGUAUUGGACCAGGUACAGUUUUGGACUGACUGGGAUAAAUGGCAGAAGAAAGAUGGGCUGAGUCUUCAUCUUGUGGAAAAUUUUCAGGUCACACCUAUGAAACUUCAAUACGUGAAGGAUUCUUUGAUUAUGAGAAAGUUUGCCUCUGUGGAACCAGACAAUUAUUGGUAUAGGGUGUGUGAAGGGGAGACAGAAUCUGUCAUUCAACGACCAUGGCAUUUGAUAUGGAAAUCGAAAAGGUUGAUGGAUAUAGUGUCUGCAAUUGCAUCAAGAUUGAACUGGGAUUAUGACUCUGUGCAUAUUGAGAGAGGAGAGAAGGCACAGAACAAGGAGCUUUGGCCUAACCUUGCUCAGGAUACUUCACCUGAUUCACUUCUCGCGACCCUGAAGGACAAAGUUGAAGAUGGCAGGAACCUCUACAUUGCAACAAAUGAACCAGAAACAUCUUUCUUUGAUCCUUUGAAGGACAAGUAUACCACUCAUUUCCUUGAUGAGUACAAGGAUCUUUGGGAUGAAAAAAGCGAGUGGUACUCAGAGACCACCAAGCUUACCAGUGGAGUUCCAGUUGACUUUGAUGGUUACAUGAGGGUGUCAGUUGAUACCGAAGUGUUCUUGAGAGGGAAAAAGCAGAUUGAAACCUUCAAUGAUCUCACCAAUGAUUGCAAGGAUGGUGUGAACACUUGCAACACCGCAGCGAGCUAAUCCCUACACGUGUUCUGGAACUUUGUCAUUUGCUGCAUUGCAAAUAUCCACGGUUUACUUUUUUGUUAUUUCCUGUGUUGCAUUGAGAAAUUGUAAGCCUUCGUUUUAAUUGAUAGUUCUAGCAUUAAGUAAACGUUUUCAUGAUGUACUAGUAAUUACUUCAAAUUUUUAGCCUCAAGUUAAACUUUGGUUUUGUUUGA
Rosa rugosa (rugosa rose) is the source of this 2101-nucleotide messenger RNA. RefSeq lists its product as uncharacterized. Gene Ontology annotation, cellular component: Golgi apparatus. The coding region runs from base 186 to 1901 and encodes 571 amino acids. The transcript has 2 exons. The record is from RefSeq and is a predicted model, not a curated record. Lineage: Eukaryota; Viridiplantae; Streptophyta; Magnoliopsida; Rosales; Rosaceae.